Molecule: messenger RNA, 6367 nt
Organism: Zeugodacus cucurbitae (melon fly)
Lineage: Eukaryota; Metazoa; Arthropoda; Insecta; Diptera; Tephritidae
Exons: 7
Coding region: 297-5939 (1880 amino acids)
Biological process (GO): axon extension; axo-dendritic transport; chemical synaptic transmission
Cellular component (GO): dendrite; axon; cytoplasm
Source: RefSeq, a predicted model, not a curated record
UUGGUGCAUCGCUGAUAACAACAAACAAAAAUCUACAUUCCUUCAUUGCUUAACAAUUUUACUUAUUUUGUUAUUUAAUUACUACGAGUUAAAGCAACGAUUACAGGAAAAUAAGCAAAUAAAUAAAUGUGGAUGCUUAUCAACAAAAGUAGAAUGCGUAAAGUGAAGGAAAUUUUCCACGAGUGAAACAUUUAAACUGUGAAAACAAAGGAAACCACUUCAGUGGGUGAAUGGAAAUGUAAUAACCUAUUUCACAAUUUGACUUUCUCUUGAAAAGCGAUUUUCCAAGCGAAAACAUGAGUGCAACAUACAAACGUGAUAAACUCUUUAAAUCCUGGACUGGUAUCAGUGAGGUGGCACUCAUAAAAGAGGUAGCCACUAAAGGCGAAAACAUUGAUCUCUGUAUUGAGUAUUGGGCACGUAAACGCAAAUUACAAAUAGCGGAAUAUGAGCAAUUCUUUCAAGAUGUUGUACAAACGUAUGUGCAACGACUGCUCACCGAACGACUGGUGUGCAAGGCCGAAAUGGUAUUAAACAAUGUCAAGCGGGAUGUGAAAAGUUUCUACUAUCAAUUUGCCUGUGAGUGUGAUGAUGAGGAACUACGCGAACUUGUGAUCGAACAUCUGCAAAAGAAAGAUCCACAAAAUUAUGAGACUGAUAUGCUACAAUUACAAUUCUAUUGGGAUUUAUGGCAGCAACUACAACAGUGUCCCGAAUUGUUGGCGAAGUGCAAAGUGCAACUGCGACGCGUUAAUAUUGAAACGCUAGUGCAUUGCGAUGAAUCAUAUCUAAAUAAAUUGUUAGCGGAGUUGUAUUUUCUGAACAACAAUCCAUUGCUUUUAGAACGUUUGGAUAAAUAUAGUUUGUGGUACUUUUUGGUAGACGAAGCUAAAUUGGCACAAUUAGUACGCUGGUGCACUUUAGCGGGACAGCUACCAGAUGUGGAGUACACAGAAUUGGAAGUAUUAUAUUGUGAGUGGGAGCUGGAAACGGAAAUGUAUGAAUAUGCAUUGAAAAGUUUAAAAGAACCUAACGAAGCGAUACGUAACUGCUUUGCGGCAGCGGGACACUUAUUUGCUACUGAAAGAAAUGAAGUGGCUGUGGUGGUGCGGCGGCUUUGUACUACCGAAAGCUUAGAACGUAACCGUGAAAUGUUAGAAAAGUUACCGAUCGGACACUUUUUACUCAAGCGUGGCCUGCACAUGUUGCUGUUACGCGAUUUUGUAAAAACGCGCGAGUUGGAGGAAAUGUUUGAGGAAUUUCCAGAUGAUGAACAAUUGCUUAAGCUUUUGGUAGCAUUAAAGGAGAACAAAACCGAUGAGUUGGAAGAGUUCGGAAAAAUUUUCCAAGCGACUAAGUCGUAUCUGGAGCAUCAAGGUGUAGAUUUUAACGCGGUCCAACCUUUAGUCACAUUAUUUGAUUUCCUCAGCAAUGAGCCGAGUGUGGAGACUUUGAUUUGCUUCUUGCACACCACUGGUUUACAAAACAUUCCAUAUUUGAAAACAUUAUCCAUCAGAAAUCCAAAUCACAAUAGCGAUACGAAUAUCUCGUCGAAUGGCGACAAUGGCAAUAAUGGGCAAGGGAAGAAUAUGCCCACACCUUACGAUUUUCUACGCAAAUUCAAACACAUAGAUAUAAAAGAAAUCUCCAAGGAGCUGCCAGACACGCUAGCUUCGUUCUCUAAUGAAAAGUUGUGCGCAAAAUAUGCUCGUAAAUAUAAGCUCAAUUUUCUGCAUUAUUUGAAACAGCAACGCAGUAGCUAUGCAGUCUACUACCUCAUCAUGGACCAUCUGCAACAGUAUGGUCAAUUGACCAAAGGUCACCUCUUUAGCGCCUGCGAAACUGUUACCGAAUUGGCACUGCAACACGCCAACAACUUUGAGCUGGUGACACACUGUGUAGCCUUCAUCGAGAUGCUUGGCUAUGAUUCACAGUGUUUGCGUAAUUAUCUGAAAUUGUGUCGCUUGCUGGAGGAUGAAGAAGACGAAACCAAUGUGGUGGCCAAAAAUUACACACAAUUAUUUGCGCGCGUAGAAACCAUUUUGGUGCAACGUAUAAACAAAGCGCCAACGCAAUUUCCAUUAAAAGAUUAUCAGGCACUCAUGCGUUUGGUUGCCUGCAGCGGUCAACGUCAGUGGCCCAUGAAAGUGAUGCAGUACUAUGCCAAGGAGGAUGAUUGGUGGCGACUGCUGGUGCUGAUGCAAUACUUCGACGUACCGUUAUCACAGCUGCAAGUGCUGGUGGCGCAUUUUGAGACGCGCGCCAUGGGUGAGCAUAUGUUGCGUGCAUUCUUGUGCGAAUUGCCCGCGCAGCCGAAGCGACAUGCCAGCUUUUCACGUCAGCAUAAGAAACCCACGCGCAAAAGUGACGGAAAUCCACUAACUACCUCAGCUGAAACCAUCACCUCCUCCGUUAGCUCGGCUUGUAAUGACCCCAACAAUGCGCUCUUCCGCACUGCACCCAGCCAACAACGUCUCCAUUUCUUACCAGACGCUUGCGGACGGCUCGAUCUCUUUGCAAUUGUGCUGCUCAGCAGCACGCCCAUCAAUGAAGAGCAGGUUAGCAGCGCCAGCAAAUUUCUCGAACUCAUGCAGGAUCAGCAUACGCAUGCGACUUCAUGGAAUUUACUCAGAAACUGCGUAAAAUACAGACUGCCAGUAUUAGCGGUGCUUGCGGCCACGGUGCAUCAUGCAAACAUCGAGUGGCAGUGGCUGGUAUGGCUGGCGGUGGCUACAAAUCAAUGGGCUGAGGUGCUGAAAUGGGCUACACAGGAUAUACAGCAAGUUACCUGGUUGCUGGUGGAGUCCGCAGUGCGUCACGGAGAUACGGCGCUGCUACUGCGCAGUUUUCGCAUUUUCUUCAAGGACAGCGCCUUCACACAUCUCUGCCACUUUCUACAGCGCACUCAACACAAACGCCACUUCGAUGAUGAAGAUGUCCACACGCUGCGUCUCUUUCUGCUUGCGUGGAGCAAUGAUGCCGUCGCAAUGCCUUUCUGCGCCACACUCGCACGCCAUGAGCUCAUGCAGCACAGCAUACGUCUACUGCUUGUGCAUUUGCAGCACAAUUUCGACUCGACCUUGGAGCAACAGAAACUCAUUAGCUGCAUGUGUCGUUCCGAUAUGAGCGACAUCAGCGUCAAAAUGGACUUUUGUCGUUUGCAUGCCGUUUUUGAGGCGCUGCAGACACGUCUUGGUUGGGCCGAUUGCUACACAAUCGAUUUCGAGCAACUUGCCGUUGAGAAUAAUCAGGUAUACGAGCAACUAUUGGAAGCUUUGCGCGCGAAAGGCGAGUAUGAUGUGGCUGUGCGUUUGGCAACGCUGCUGCAUCAGCCCAUCAGUGAUAUCGUCUACAGCAAAUGGGUCACUAAGCUCGAAACAGCUGAGUCGACUGAUGGUGACGAGCCGUAUGCGUUGAGCACAUUUCAACUUUACGAAAACGAAAUUGCUGAACAUUCACUGCCGCCGGAAUUGCUGGUCAAUUUUUAUCUCUACGCUGCUGGUCGCCUCACGAAGCCAUGCGCGCGCAAAUAUCAACUCCUCAAGCGUGCACUUACCGUUAUCAAGCAACAUCAUCUCUUUCCGAAUGAGUCCUUCGAUCGUGAUCAAAUUGAAUACGAAAUGAUAAUAUGCUACCUACAGCUGGAUGAUGAUGUGGCGGCUGAAAUGGGUGUUUACCACUCGGAAUACUACGAGCAGAUCAUGUUGAACGAACGUUGUGUGCUAUAUAAAUCUUUUCUCGAGCUGAAGGAGCUUGCCGGCAUUGAGGACCUCAAUGUUAGCAUAAAACAUCCGAUGACCAAACAAAUGGAAGCGCGUCUGGAGGCUCAACUCAACCUACUGCUGGACAAAGGUGAUAUUGUCGAGGCUUUGCGUCUGCAAGAGCUCUUCGAAUGCCGUCCAAUCGACCUGCGGUUUGUGGUAUUUUGCAUGGCGCUGGCCGAAGGUGUGACCACCAUCUUCAGCAUGUCUUCGGAGGAGCGACAAAUGCUGCGCGACAUUGAGAUCAGCUCAUUCGCCAAAUUCAAUAAACGCACGUUGGAUAGUGGACUGCUAACUCGCGAUGGACAACCUUCGCCCUCAAAAGCAAGUAGCGAUCUCUCAGACAGUUGCUCCACUCUGGAGUUUGAAGAGAUACCUUCCAAGGAGAAGCGCGAAACUUUGGAGACAAUACAAGGCAUUGCUUCUAAGCUCACGUAUGGCGUGAAUAUUGGACGUCGCAUUGUGAUGGUCUAUCGCGCUGCCAUGUAUUUAGACAAAGAGUAUUUGGAUGUCCUGCGCACGAAGGAUACAACAGUGUUGCUGCAAAGUGUCUCUGAAGAAGGUUGUCUGCAUCGUCUGCUGGUUGUGAGUGAUAUCAUUACUUCAACGCAUAUGACACCGCAAGAGAUCGCCGAACUGCUGGCCACCGAACUUGCCACAGCCGUCGUGCGUCCACGCUUCUACAUCUUCACUGCCGAUCAACAAGCGAAAAACGCGAUCAAAAACACGACGGUCUGGGGUUACAAUAUCGAUCGUGAUCUGCAUUUAUUUUUGGAAUUGGUGCCGAACACGACGAAGCUCGGCAACUGUCUGCUAGAAUACUGUGACGCACUGAAGGCAUAUCGUAAAUUUCAAGAUAAUAAACAGUACGAACACAACACGUUCUUCGAGCGACUCGCCGAAAUUAUAAGACGUUACGGCUUGCCAACGAAUAGCAAUAGCAACCAACCACCGACCGGCAUACCACCGAUUACCACGGCAACAACUGCCGGACCGUUACUGCCGCCAGCGCAGGUGCUGUCGCACAAGAAGCAGAAUAUCAUCUAUGUGGAGCUGUUGAUCAAAGCGCACCAAUGCUACGUGCACGAGUGCUCCAUGGAGGGCAUAGCGAAUGUGCUGAACCGCGCCAAGGCGUUAAACGCCGUGCUCACACAAGCCAAGUCUUGGUCGUUAAUUGUGCGCAUGCUCAGCGGCAUCGGUCGCUAUCGUGAAAUGUUCUACUGUUUCGAUUCGCUGCUCAAGAACGAGCAGUUCGAAUCGCUGCUGGGCCAAUUCGACGAAGAGAAGACCAUCGGCCUGCGUCAGGCCAUAAUUACAUAUCUACGCGAAUAUUGUCCGAAUGACGGACGGGAAUACCUGAAACUGACUGCGCUGCACUUCCUCAUGUAUCAAGAGCUGGCCGAAAUGUGGGAGCAGGAUGCGCAGACUGUGCUGGCCAAGAUCAUCCAUCAAGCGGCUGUGAGCAGCGCACAAUUGCCCGAAAAGAUGUCGAUGGUCAAUUUGACAACGGCAAAUCCGACAAAAACCUUCAUACCCAAACUACGUUGCACGCCCGAGCUGCUUAUGCUGCUGCAACAAGCUAUGGAAUAUUACACGCAUGCGACGGAGAAUUAUUUGCUCGACAAUAAACUGCUGCUGGCACAACGUGUCGCCUCGCUGGCCGAGAUGGUGGCUGUGCAAAUUGAUUUGGCCAGCAAAGCGCUGGAUCGCAAUUCGAUGGAGACGCACCUAUGCGUGUGCGUCGUGAAUGUGCAGACGCGUGAGGAGUUUCGUGAACUCGUCAAUGCGGAGUUGAGCGUGCCGCAAACGCUUAUACUAAGUCGCGCUUGCGGCUUCGACAUAAAUUGGGCUGAAGUGUUGCUCUCGCAAUAUGUCAUACUCGGACAGGCGCAUUAUCUGCCGGAGUACUUGCAACAUUUGCAAAUCAACGAUAAUGUCAUUGAGAAUACCGUUAAAGGCUUCCAACUCUAUGCGCAGCAUCAUCGUAUCAGCGCGCGCAUGGAUGAGCAUUUGGCACAAUUGGUGGCGCUGGUCAAGUCUGUAGCACUCAAAUACAAGUUGGCCUCGGUGCUGAGCCUUAAAACGAUUGUGAUGUCGCUGAUCAACGAGCAGACCGCACACUAUUUGCGCGAUACGAAUUUCGGACGAAAUGAGAAUCGCAAUUUAAACGAUAUGUGACGUUGUUGUAAACUGUUUAGCGCGAAUACUGAGCGACGGCAAUGUGAUUUCACGUUCAAUGUUGAUUUUUUGUUUCGAUUAUGGAUUUUUCAAAAUUUUCACUAUGUGAUUUAGCGUAGUUUAUGCUUUAAGCGUAAAAUGUAUGGAAUGUGAACGUUCAAACAUUUUCAUUAAAAUUGAUUACAAGAUUUAUGCUCGAAUCACAUAUACACAUACAUACAUACAUAUAUAUUUAUGAUAAGAAUAAAGUGUAUACAAAUACUUUUUUACUCAAAAAUUCAGUUGUGCUGUUUUUAUUUCAUUUUAGCAUAAUUUGCAAAUAUAAUAAUAAUAAUAAUAAAAUACAUAUUUUCAAAUUUUGUACUUAACUCAGUUUAAUGAGAGUUAGGAAAAUAUGAAAAAUAAUGAAAAUAUGUUAAUAAAACUAG